Molecule: messenger RNA, 1518 nt
Organism: Bufo bufo (common toad)
Lineage: Eukaryota; Metazoa; Chordata; Amphibia; Anura; Bufonidae
Gene: SHISA7
Product: shisa family member 7
Exons: 5
Coding region: 1-1518 (505 amino acids)
Biological process (GO): regulation of short-term neuronal synaptic plasticity; regulation of AMPA receptor activity
Cellular component (GO): AMPA glutamate receptor complex; postsynaptic membrane; postsynaptic density
Source: RefSeq, a predicted model, not a curated record
AUGUAUCAUCUGUUAACGGUGUUAAUCAGUAUUACUUUAGAUGCUCUUGGGGUGCACUCAGCUCUCAGCCUCGGCGCUGACCAGAGUCGGAAGCAGAUGAACCAAACACAAGCAUUGCCGAUGCUGCUUGCUCUUAUGAAGCGUCCCCAGGCAUCCCAGAAUGCCUCUUCUUUGGCAUUGAGCCUGAACAUACCAGACAUGUGUUAUGGAUACUAUGAUGUGAUGGGGCAAUACGAUGCCACCUUUAAUUGUACCACAGGUACAUAUCGUUACUGUUGUGGCACCUGCCAUUAUCGCUUUUGUUGUGAGCAUCGUCACAAGCGCUUGGACCAAGACAGUUGUAAAAACUAUAACAGCCCUUUCUGGGCACACACAACCCAGCCUAUUACCACCAGUGCUAACAGCAAGCUGAACGAUCACGGACUUGCAGACCAGACCAAUAGCACCGUCUAUGUCAUCUGUGGUGUCAUUAGUUUCACCCUAGCCGUGGGCAUCGGAGCCAAGAUUGCCUUUAACAAGGCAUCCCGGCGCCCACGGGGGAGAGAGAUUAAUGUCCCCAGAGCUCUAGUGGACAUUCUGCGACACCAGUCCAUUCAGGGGAGCCACGGAGAGAGAAAUAACAGCAUUGCUGUGAGUUCAGGAAUACAUGAUAAUGGACCAUCACGUCCUCCAAAAAACCUCUAUAACCCAGUAAAGUCUUCGAAGAGCAACCAUGAUAAUAUGCACCAUAAUUUCAUCCUCACUGUUAACAGCCCAAAGCAUGCAGCCACAUUAGACUACCGGAUUAACAAUAUUCAACUUCCAACUUCUUCCACAAAAUAUAAUACCAUGUCCUUCUCUCGUUCCUUUCAUAACCUCUCUCACUUACCACCUUCUUAUGAAUCUGCCAUUAAGUCUGACAUCAGCAGAUAUUCUUCUCUCAAGAGGAUAGCAGAGAAAGACAUGGAUGAAUUUUACUUAAAGCGGAAACACCUAGCAGAAUUAACGCGUGGUACUCUCCCCCUUCAUGUCAUUAAGAUGAACUACGAACGUGAUGGCUACAUGGAACAAUCACAGGCACCAAGACGUGUCAUGUCCCAGGAGCACAUCCUUUCAGACAAUCACUAUCCUGCUCAUCAUGAUUAUACCAUCCCCAGAGAUCGCCUCAUCUCUCAAGAACGUCUUCUUUCUCGAGAUGUCUUACACUCACAGGAGCAUCUUCUGUCUCCUGAAAGAAUCCACCAUCGUGGGCCAACACCGUUCCACGAAAUGCGUCUUGGGCACCAGAAAGCCCUUUCUCACACCAAUGUUUGUGUUAGCACACCAAUGCUAGAUCGACACCACAUGAUCAAAAUGAAUUCGCACCCAACUUCUUCCAAUUCUCCCAAGACGACAUGGGAUAUGGCUAACCACACUGCCAAUCGGCGGCAAGCAUUUGCUACAAAGCGUCAAAACACCAUCGAACAACUCCAGUUCAUUCCUGGCCCUCUACCCAACCAACAUCUGCGUACUGGGAGCAAGAAUGAGGUUACAGUCUAA